UUGGGGUCAUUUGAGUGGAACUCAUUUGGCAGAGAAGAGAAUUCUCUCUCGAUGAAAACCCAGAGCUAGGGCAUGAGGGAGAGGAGCUCCUUGGUGUUGGAAGCUGAGUCUGAACCUCAAGUUUAAAGCUGAACCAAAAGCCGAGUCGCCCAAUUGUAGAAGAAUAGAUAGAGCGAUCGCGAUUUCUAGGGUUUCAAUCGGAAAUGAACGUCGAUAAAGGUUCAGAGAGCGCGAAACUUGACAACUCGUCUAUGCAAAUGGACUCCGAUGACUCUUCCGAUCAAGUAAAAGACAAUGAAAAGGAAAAGGAAGAACUCACCGAGACUAUGAACAAGAUGCAUAUUGAAGGAUCUUCUUCUGGGAAUGGAUUUCCUAACUUUCGAAGAAAACCUGUCAUCAUUAUUGUUGUAGGAAUGGCAGGGAGUGGGAAAACGACACUCAUGCAUAGGUUGGUUGCCCAUACACAUAUAAAAAACAUCCGGGGUUAUGUGAUGAAUCUUGACCCUGCCGUCAUGACCCUCCCGUAUGCUUCUAACAUCGACAUAAGAGACACAGUCAAAUACAAAGAAGUCAUGAAGCAGUUUAACCUUGGCCCUAAUGGUGGAAUUUUGACUUCCAUGAACUUGUUUGCCACCAAGUUUAAUGAGGUAAUCUCUGUGAUUGAGAGACGGGCAGAUCAACUUGACUAUGUUCUUGUGGACACCCCUGGUCAGAUUGAAAUAUUUACCUGGUCUGCUUCUGGUGCUAUCAUUACAGAAGCUUUUGCAUCCACAUUUCCCACUGUAGUGGCCUAUGUUGUUGAUACACCUCGUUCAGAAGAUCCUACAACUUUCAUGAGCAACAUGUUGUAUGCUUGUAGUAUCCUCUAUAAGACAAGGUUACCUCUCAUCCUGACAUUCAACAAAGUUGAUGUAGCAGCACAUCAGUUUGCAUUGGAGUGGAUGGAGGAUUUUGAGGCAUUCCAAGCAGCAGCAAGUUCAGAUCAGUCAUACACAUCAACUUUAACUCAAAGCCUUUCUCUUGUGCUAGAUGAAUUCUACAAUAAUCUGAAAUCAGUUGGAGUUUCUGCUGUUUCUGGUGCAGGAAUGGAAGCCUUCUUUAAGGUUGUCGAAGCCAGUGCAGAUGAAUACAUGGACACCUACAAGGCUGAUCUUGAUAAAAGACGUGAAGAGAAGCAACGUUUGGAGGAAGACCGAAGGAGGGGCGACAUGGAUAAACUGAGGAGAGACAUGGAGAAAUCUGGGGGAGAAACUGUAGUUUUGAACACUGGUUUGAAGGACAAACAGAAAAGUAAAAGUAAAAGUAUGAUGGAUGAGGAAGACGAGGUUGAGGAGGAGGACGAGGUAACAGAUGAUGAUGAUGAUUUGGGGAUAUAUACCGAAGAUGAUGAUGCUAUAGACGAGGACGAAGAUGAGGAGGUUGAUAGGUUUGGCUUGUGAUGGGAUUAAUCACCAAGUGGACUGUAUCAGAGUUUGUAUAGAAAUCUGUAGUGAUUUUGCCUCGUCUGACAACGGAAGGGGUUCUUAUAGGCAUUUCCACAUUCAACAAACCUGACUAAUAUUUUCUUUCUCACAAUUUAAGUGGUAGUUUUUGUUUGGAUCAUAACUCCAUACAAUGAAAGUUUGGGCCAGAUGAUUGUAUAUGGUCUUGUGUUAAUUA
Molecule: messenger RNA, 1659 nt
Organism: Vigna radiata var. radiata (mung bean)
Lineage: Eukaryota; Viridiplantae; Streptophyta; Magnoliopsida; Fabales; Fabaceae
Product: GPN-loop GTPase 1
Exons: 8
Coding region: 204-1439 (411 amino acids)
Molecular function (GO): GTPase activity
Source: RefSeq, a predicted model, not a curated record